Messenger RNA from Acanthaster planci (crown-of-thorns starfish), 4029 nucleotides. RefSeq names its product long-chain fatty acid transport protein 2-like. Gene Ontology annotation, cellular component: endoplasmic reticulum membrane; plasma membrane. NCBI's taxonomy places the organism in Eukaryota, Metazoa, Echinodermata, Asteroidea, Valvatida, Acanthasteridae. Gene Ontology annotation, molecular function: long-chain fatty acid transmembrane transporter activity; long-chain fatty acid-CoA ligase activity. The record is from RefSeq and is a predicted model, not a curated record. Gene Ontology annotation, biological process: long-chain fatty acid metabolic process; long-chain fatty acid import into cell.
ACUAAAAUAGAUAGCUGUCGUUUAUAAACGAUAUGCAUUGUUAAAAGUCGAAGCUCUAAAAGAAAUACAUCAUAGGAAAAUCCCUGCUUUGUUCAUUUACGUAAGUUCAGCGGAUGUGUUGACAGGCAAAUACGUGGUACUUUGGAAAGCGAAAAUUGUCACAAUUCCUGGUAGUGUUAUUUGCGUUCGUUCCUGUAUCAUUGAGAACCAACAUAACCCACGCUUCACAGGUGUAGUUUAUACGGGUGGAAAGUUGAUGACGUUUUAGAGUCCACAAUUUAACUAUCACCAGGUGGCGUAGGCCUUAUAGUCAUGAAUGCACCUUUUUAUGAAUUUGAAAAGAAACUGCGCCCACAGUUGAAAAUAUAAAAGAGAUAAAGCAUUCACCCCAAGCUCAGAGAUAGUUUGGGGACUUCAACAGCCAUCGUGAAGCAAGCUUAGAAACCAUGUGGAGAGAUAGGUGAAUGUUUUCACAAGAACCGCAUUGAAGUUUCUCUGUAAAGUCUGUGAGUGAAACACGUGAGAUUUGAAGUCCCUGGAGCAGUAUGAUGUACGCCAUCAUUCCUGUCGCCAUUUUCCUGCUCUGCAUUGGAGCUCUCCUUAUCCUUCAAGCCCUGUACCCACGACUCUGUAGCGAUCUUGCGUUCAUCCUUGACAAAGUCCGUAUGGCAAGACACCUACAAGCCUGCGCUAGAAGGGAAAUCCCCUCAACUAUUGUAGAUGAGUUGGAGGGUCACGCUCGAUCUACUCCUGAUAAGACUUUCUUAGUGUACCGCGACGUAAGGUUCACUUACGGGGAGGUCAACCGGCGAGCUAACCAACUGGCACACGCUGCUCAUCACCGCGGAGUAAAGCAAGGGGAUACGGUAGCGCUGUUGAUCCACAACGAACCUGCUUUCAUCUGGACGUUGCUUGCCUUUGCUAAGCUCGGAGUGACCUGUGCUCUUCUCAACUACAAUCUGAAACCAUCCAGUUUGCUUCAUUGCUUCGAGGCAAGCCAAGCCAAGCUACUUGUCUUUGGCCCAGGGGACAUCCUGUUAAAGGCAGUGGUUGACAUGAAGGGAGAAAUGAAGUUCGAUAAGGUGUGCAUUUGGUCCCUGGAAAAACCUGCUGAGAAGCUGGAAGGAGUGCAGUCUAUCGAGCAAAUUAUAGAGACCAACGUAGAGCUCAAACAGUGCGACAUGGAAGCCAACUUCUCGAGGGAGAUUCGUAGAGGACAACACUUCAGAGACCCCUUCGUUUACAUCUACACUUCUGGAACUACAGGUCUCCCUAAAGCAAGCAGAAUGUCCCAUUAUAAAAUGAUGGCGGGAGGACAUUUGUUGAAUUGUGUCAAUAUGACCUCAGACGAUGUCAUGUACGUCACACUACCGCUCUACCACAUAUCAGCGCUCCUUUUUGGACUAAGCAAUGUCGUCAGGAACGGAGCAUCGAUGGUACUCAGGUCCAAGUUCUCUGCAACCCAUUUCUGGACUGAUUGCUGCAAGCAUGACGUCACAAUUAUUAUGUACAUCGGAGAGCUAUUCAGAUAUCUGCUGGCAAGACCCAAGACACCAGAGGAGAAGCUGAACAAAGUUCGUGUGGCCGUUGGUAACGGUUUGGGAGGUGACAUUUGGGGAGAAGUGAUGCAAAGAUAUAACAUUUCAAGAGUGCUGGAGACGUAUGGCGCAACUGAAGCUAACUUCGGCAUCAUGAAUGUGGACAAUAAAAUUGGAUCCGUCGGCUGCUGGCCCCCAAUGUUACGGAUCUUCUGUCCUAUUGAGCUGGUCAAAUAUGACUAUGAGUCUGCUCAGCCUAUUCGGGAUGAAAAUGGCAGAUGCAUCAAAGUCCCUCCAGGUGAUAUCGGUCUUCUGCUGUGUCCGGUCAACAAGACAUUUCCCUUGGAGGGUUAUGUGGGCGAGGAAGACUUGAUGCGGAGGAAGCUAGUCCGGAACGUAUUGCGAGAAGGAGACGUGUACUUUAAUACCGGGGACCUUUUCGUUCAAGACGAGCAUUACAACCUAUACUUUAAGGACAGGCUGGGAGACACAUUCAGAUGGAAAGGGGAGAAUGUAGCAACCACAGAAGUUGCCCAGAUGUUACAGCAACAUGAGGACAUCUUUGAAGCCAAUGUGUAUGGUGUCGCCGUACCAGGUCAUUACGGCAAAGCUGGAAUGGCUGCCCUCCUGCUCAGCCCAAGCACAACCUUUGACCCAGUGGCCACCUUCAACUUUGUGAGAUCACGCCUCCCAGACUACGCAUGUCCGCGGUUUCUUCGUCUCCCCAGCACUCUAGAACACACAAGCACCUUCAAACAAACCAAAUUCAGGCUCGUUCAAGAGUCCUUUGACCCUAAGCUGGUAAAAGAUCCCCUGUUUUUCUUUGAUACUGCAAGGAAAGAAUACACAAGACUGGACGGGCCAGCUUACCUGAAGAUUGUAAAUGGGGAUGUGCGAAUAUAAGCAGAAGUUGGAAAUAAAAUCAAACCCGAAGAUUAAUCCAAAUACCUCCUCGAAUGACUGAUCAAGUGAACAACAACAUCAGUCGAACUUUCAUGUCAUUUUUUACUGAUUUAUAAAAAUUGCAAUCCCAUUCCUACCAGGAUUCGAACCCAAAACCUUUGAGUUAGAAGUCCAACGCGCUAAUCCACUGAUUCAUAUGCCAAAGAAUUUUUAAAAUUUGAAUAACUGAAAUGGAACAACCCCGAAUAUAAACGUUUCCGAAAGUUAUUUAAAAGGGGAAAGCAACAAGUUGACUCAAAUUCCAAAGUUUUUAAAGAGUCAAAUGCAGUAUUCGUUGCGCACUGGGAUUUAUCUCCUUGCUGUCGGUCAUCUAUUCACAAUUUCAAGUACACCAUCAUUAACCUAAGUCUAAUUUACACGUUAAAUUCUGUGGAAGUUGUAAAAAAUGAUCCCCUCUGGGAUUCUAACUCGGAACUUUUGAAUUAGUUCAUUUGAACGUAGUAAUUUGUUGGUCCAUUGGAUUUAUUCAACCCUCGGCGCAUGUUGUGAAAAAGUAUUAAGGAAAUAAGAGCAAAGCAGAAUUUUAUCCUUCAAACUUUUGCACCAUAGUUAUUUUAUUGACUCAAAACUAUUUUAUAUUUCUCGUAAUAUUUAACACCCGUAAUAAUUACGCAUAUGUAAUGAAAUACGUUUAUAUUAAUUUUUACAAAGUAGUGAUUGUAAAUAAUUGAUUAUUCCAUGGUACAUUUUUGUACAUCGUUUUGUAUGUCUAAAUAAAAAUAGCAAGUUUUCGUCAUGAUUAUUGAGAAUGUUUUACCAGGUUUUGCCUUGAACACCCCAUGCACAUUUUUAUUCUGAACUAAACACUGGCUGUAAUGUUUUUGGAGCCUCGAAACAACGUCACUGAGACGCUGUCCUGUACCUGAUCACACGUCAUCGUCUUGUGCUUACAAUCGCUGUAAAAGGUUGUUUUGACACGAUUGACAUAACUGGAACUAAAAAUACAUCACUAGUAUGAUGACAGGCCUAUUGAAUAGUGAGUAACUUUUUACAUCGAGACAUAAUUUUAACGACGGCUUUCCAGUCAUCUGCGUGGUAAUUUUUAGAAUUCUUUCUGUAAACAUUGUGCUCAAGAUGUCUGAGAAAUCGGAGGUUUACGAUUAUUUCGUUUUGUUCACAUUGUGGUCAUUGUAUUACAUUUAUAUUUCUAAUACAUAAGAUUUUGUGAUUUUUACAGGUCCAAAUAAACCAACUAUUUGUACAAUUAAUUUUGUAUAAUAUAAAAAAAUAAAUAAAAUGUUUUCCUUUUUCAGUGUACAACUUAGAAUUGCAGGUUUGAGGAGUACAUCAACAAUUGGGAGACUAACAUUUUUACAAGGUUUACAAAAUUGUGCCAUCUCAAAAUAUGAAUGUUUUGCUUUAUGCUUAGAGCAAGGACACAAAUAUAAGGAAUUUUUACUGUCGGAUAAGAGAAUAGUGGCCAUGAGAGUUAUGGGAGCUAUGUUUUGAGCGGUUAAUGAAGCACCUCCUGCAAUUUUGCCAAAUCUUGUAACUAGAGUCGGGAAUAGAAUAUUACAACCAAUUGCUU